UAUUAUUUUUAUCUUUGAACGUUUUAAAAGAGUAUGUAAUUACAUAUAUUUUUAAGUUAUUUAAAUAAAUAAUAUAAUUUUAAAGAAUAUUUUUUGAAUUUUUUAUUAUUAAAAUAUAUUUUUUCAAUAGUUUAUACAAUUAAUAAAAAAUUAUGCAGUUAUUAGUAUUAAAGUAAAUAUAAAUUAUUAAUAAAAAUAUAAUUAAAACACAAUAAUAAUGUUAUUUCUAAAUAUUAUGCAUAAUACUAUUCAAUCAUUUCGAUAUGUGAAAACAUUUAACAUAAUUAAUUUAAAUAUAACAAGGACGUAUGCAAGAUGGGUUAGUCGAAAACCAAUUGCAAUUGUUAAUGAAGAUGAACUUUAUGAAUGCAAUGAUACUACUAUUAAAUCAGAAAUUUCUAGACAAAGAAGAAUCUCUACAAGAAAAUCAAAAAGAACAAAACUUUCCCACGAAACAAAAAGUAAAGAAAUUGAAAUAACUGAAAGAAAAAAUAAAUUUACGAAACUUAAAGAAAAUGAUAAAAUUAUAACAUCUUUAAUGACUAAAUUAAAAUCACGAAAGAAGAGAGAAAAAGAUAAUGAAAUAAUCUUAGAAGGACAAAGAUUAAUUGCAGAUGCUUUAAAAUCUGGUGCAAUUCCAAGUAUAAUAAUUUAUAAUGAUCCAACUAAUAUAACAGCAUUAAAACUUCCAGAAGAAGUUAAAUUAUACAAGGUUCCUUAUAAAACAAUUCAAUUAUGGUCUAGUUUAAGUACUUCUCCUGGAUUAUUAGGAAUUUUUAAAACUCCAAAUGUAAAUAAUAAUAUCCCUGUUAACAAUGCUUUACCACUUACUAUCAUUUGUGAUAAUAUAAGAGAGCCAGGAAAUUUAGGCUCAAUUAUGAGAGUUGCCACAGCAGUAGGCUGUGAGAAAUUAAUAUUAAUGAAAGGAUGCGUAGAUCUAUGGGAUCCUAAAGUACUCAGAAGUGCAGCUGGUACUCAUUUUCAAUUACCUAUUCUUGCAUUUCCAACAUGGGAUGAAAUACCAUCUCUAAUUACUGAAGAUUCUAAUAUUUUUAUAACAGAUAGCAAUUUUGGUGAUGAAUUUUUAUCUUAUUAUUCAUCUGAUGUACUUCAGUCAAGUUUGCAAAUAUUUGAUAUUGAUCCAGAAGAUUUCAAAUCAAAAUUUAUUUUGAAUAAUAAUAAAGAGGAAGAAACGAUACCAAAAAAUAAAAAAAUGAUGAGACAAUUUAUGUUAAUUCCUAUUAUACCAUAUUAUUCUAUAGAUUAUACAAAAAAAGAAUCUGUAAUUAUUCUAAGUGGAGAAACUGAAGGUUUGAAUUUUAAUUCUUAUAAAUUCUUAAAAGAACGAAAUAUUAUUCGUAUCAAUGUACCUUUAAUAAAAGGAGUAGAUAGUUUAAAUGCAGGUGUGGCACUUGGUAUUGUUAUUUUUGAAAUUAAAAGACAAUUUUUCAAAAAAGUAAACAAACUUUGAUGAAAGAUUUCUUUAAUAGAUAUUAUAUGUUUGAACAAAUAAAUACUUAUUAUUACUUGUUUU
Messenger RNA from Apis florea (little honeybee), 1534 nucleotides. Its product is annotated as rRNA methyltransferase 3, mitochondrial. Gene Ontology annotation, molecular function: RNA binding; RNA methyltransferase activity. The record is from RefSeq and is a predicted model, not a curated record. Gene Ontology annotation, biological process: RNA processing. NCBI's taxonomy places the organism in Eukaryota, Metazoa, Arthropoda, Insecta, Hymenoptera, Apidae.